CUCGGGCACCGCACCCACAAUCCGUCAGAGCUGCCGCCCAGUGGGCACCGCGGGGAGCCUGGUGCGAAAUUACGCAGGUAGCGGAGUGCCGCCGCCCCUCUGCCUGAUGAGCUGCACCAGAAUGAUCCAGGUUUUAGAUCCACGGCCUUUGACAAGUUCAGUCAUGCCUGUGGAUGUGGCCAUGAGACUCUGCUUGGCUCACUCACCACCUCUGAAGAGUUUCCUGGGCCCUUAUGAUGACUUCCAACGAAGAAAUUUUGUGAACAAAUUAAAGCCUCUGAAGCCAUGUCUCAACAUGAAACAGGAAGCCAAAUCACAGAAUGAUUGGAAGCCUUCGCACAACCAAGCCAAGAAGCGUGUGGUGUUCGCUGACUCCAAGGGCCUCUCCCUCACCGCCAUUCACGUCUUCUCAGACCUCCCGGAAGAGCCAGUGUGGGAUCUCCAGUUUGACCUCUUGGACCUUAAUGAUAUCUCCUCGGGCUUAAAACGCCACGAAGAGAAGAACUUGAUUUUAGAUUUCCCUCAGCCCUCAGCUGAUUACUUGAGUUUUCGAAACCACUUCCAGAAGAACUUUGUCUGCCUGGAGAACUGCUCUUUGCAAGAGCGAAUGGUGACGGGGACUGUGAAGGUGAAAAAUGUGAGCUUUGAGAAGAAGGUUCAGAUCCGGAUCACUUUUGAUACCUGGCAGAACUACACCGACGUGGACUGCGUCUACAUGAAGAACAUGUAUGGUGGCUCGGAGAGUGACACUUUCUCGUUUGCCAUUGACCUACCCGCUGUGAUCCCAACAAAGGAGAAAAUUGAGUUCUGCGUCUCGUACCAUGCCAACGGGCAAGUCUUCUGGGACAAUAAUGAGGGUCAGAAUUACAGAAUUGUCCAUGCACAGUGGAAACCUGACGGAGUGCAGACGCAGAUGGCAUCCCAGGACUCUGCAUACCACCGGGCGCCCCCCAAGGCCGAGUUGGAGUCGCCAGUCUUUGGCAGCCCAAGGCUGGCCAGUGGGCUCUUCCCAGAGUGGCAGAGCUGGGGGAGGGUGGAGAACUUGGCCUCUUAUCGGUGAAUGAAGCAAUCCAGUGACUGGUCUUGACCUUAUUCCCCAUGUACAUCUAGGUCUAUAUUGCUCAAUAUUAGGAAGUUGUUGCUACUUUCUUUCCGUAGGUUUAGGUUUGAGCUUUGGAGACCUGACUACAAAGAAGAUAGCCCCUGGAGAAUUCAGUGUGGGGUCUGGAUCGAUGCUGCUGCCCAGUUUGGCUGUGGAGGCUCCGGUGACAGCCUGCAAACCCAAUUUUUAUAAAAGUAAUACUUUGUCCCUGCCCCUUUCUCCUUCCCUCUCAAUUCACUGGCUUUCACGUUGGGCAAGGCACGGUUGAGGAAGGACAGUGGGUGGUGAUGGAAAGCUGUGUUAAUGGUACGAGGAACGUGUGAAAAGUACACACCAAGGGCUCUGUAGCUCAAGUCAGAGCAGGAGUGGGAGGUCUGAUACUUAACUGUUGGUGAGAAGACGUGCGGUUAUUUUGUGUUUCGAAGUUGGUUUUAUAGGUCUCUGCUGGGGAAAUAAUUUGGAGACGGGAGAAAAAGAUCCAUUCUAUGUAUUCUUGUGGAGAAAAACCCAAAUAAACUUUAGGGUAUUGGGUGGUCUUUGGGAAAGGUGAAUUGUCAUGCCGGAGAAGAAAGGUUUUACGUGAAGCCUUUCUGUUCAAAUGUGACUUCUCAAAAAUCCUGAUUUGGGAAAAGCCUAAGCAAAUUUGGCUUUGCAGUCCUAAUGGGAUACGGAAUAUGUGACCUUGUUUCUGAUCAAGGUGUCGUGCUCGGGUUCUCGGCAUAGAUGCUGCCUGACCAAAAAACCUGCACUAUCAUCAAUGGCCAACAACUUGUAGGAACUCAAUGUUAUGUCAAGGAUCGCGUUUUUGCAAGUGCCUUGAUUAAAUCAGAGUGUUGCAGUUGCUUAACCCAAGCAUCUGAAAGGUCAUUUGGUAACUCAUGAGGGUUUGGCCCCAUAAGGAGGCCCACUCUGUAUGCUGGCGUUCCUCCUGCAACACCGUUGUAUUGUCAGGAGUGUUGUCAGUGUACACAACUCGCAUCCUUCAUAUUGAAGGUGACUCAUUUUGUUGCCACACUUUUUCGAUGUGAUGGUGGAAGUGAGGACUGACACCGAUUCUCAAUUCAAGAAUCCAGUACCUUGCACAUAAAAGCAACCAUUUCUGUUUCUUUCUCUAUUCUUGUUAUUUUGUCUUUCUACCAGUUUCUUUGAAGGCAACUAUUUUUUUUUUAAAUGGAUGUAAAUUGUUUUGGGUAUGUUGUAAUAUACUUGUUUUGGAGUGUGCAUAAAUCCAUUCUGUAAGAUCUUAAGAACAGGAGCCUCUGAAUGUUUGCUUCUAUCAUUGUGCACGUUCAUUGAGAAUGCAGGUAAUUUUAACACGUGUAAUCUGCCAUGGUGGAAAAAUAGGAUUGGCAUAUGACAGCAUUUGAGAUUUGGCUACCACCCACAGUUUUCUACUCUAAAUAUUUCACUCUCCUAUAGCUAUCCUUUGUGAACUUCUCACUUUAAGAAUAAAAGUGUUUGAUAUAAAAUCUGA
Messenger RNA from Phacochoerus africanus (Common warthog), 2576 nucleotides. It is a transcript of the gene PPP1R3C, whose product is annotated as protein phosphatase 1 regulatory subunit 3C. The record is from RefSeq and is a predicted model, not a curated record. Gene Ontology annotation, biological process: regulation of glycogen biosynthetic process. NCBI's taxonomy places the organism in Eukaryota, Metazoa, Chordata, Mammalia, Artiodactyla, Suidae. Gene Ontology annotation, cellular component: protein phosphatase type 1 complex. The coding region runs from base 107 to 1060 and encodes 317 amino acids. Gene Ontology annotation, molecular function: protein phosphatase 1 binding; glycogen binding. The transcript is spliced from 2 exons.